AUGGGCGCGUGCAUGUCUGCAGAGCACAGCCAGGAGACGCCAGAGGCCAAGCAGUCGCGGGCCCUCGACAGGCGCAUCAAGGAUGACGAAAAGAAGAUGUCGAGAGAGAUCAAGCUGCUGUUGCUUGGCGCGGGAGAGAGCGGCAAGUCGACGAUCCUCAAAUCGAUGCGCAUCAUCCACCACAUUCCCUUUACGCCCGAGGAGCGCGAGAACUUCCGGCGCCUCGUCUUCAUCAACCUCGUCCUCGGCAUGAAGGCCGUCCUGGACGCCAUGGAGGAGUGGGGCGGUGAAUUCGAAAAGGACGAGAACGCCGGCCACCUGUCGCUGUUCAUCUCGUACCCAGACAUUGCCGAGGACGAGCCGUUCCCGCAGACGUACCUCGAGCCGCUCAAGCAGCUGUGGAAGGACGAGGGGGUGCAGAGCGUCUACAAGCGCGGCAACGAAGCCGCCAUUCCGGAAAACAUGAGCUACUUCUACGGCGACCUGGCCCGGCUGUUUGGGCCAGACUAUGUGCCGACGGACCUCGACAUCCUGCGGUGCCGCAACAAGACGACGGGCAUCAUCGAGACGACGUUCCCGAUAGACGACCGCACCUACCGCAUCUUUGACGUCGGCGGCCAGCGGUCGGAGCGGAAAAAGUGGAUCCACUGCUUUGAAAACGUCACCGCCGUGCUCUUCCUCGUGGCGCUGUCGGGCUACGACUCGUGCCUGGUCGAGGACAAGGACUCGAACCAGAUGCAAGAGGCGCUGAUGCUGUUUGACUCGAUCUGCAACAGCAAGUGGUUCGUCCGCACGUCGAUGAUCGUCUUUCUCAACAAGGUCGACAUCUUCCGCAGCAAGAUCAUGCACUCGAGCAUAUCCCAGUACUUUCCCGACUACGAUGGCGACGAUGCCGAUUUCAACGCCGCGCGGUCCUACUUCAAGCAGCGCUUUGUGCGCCUCAAUCGCUCGACGACCAAGGAAAUCUACCCGAGUUUCACCAAUGCGACGGACCCGUCGCUCCUCAAGAUCGUCAUGACCUCUGUGACCGACAUUAUCCUAACAAACAACCUGAGAGAGAUCGUCAUCUAG
This is a messenger RNA of Pseudozyma flocculosa PF-1, 1071 nucleotides long. RefSeq lists its product as uncharacterized. Gene Ontology annotation, molecular function: G-protein beta/gamma-subunit complex binding; G protein-coupled receptor binding; GTP binding. Gene Ontology annotation, cellular component: heterotrimeric G-protein complex. The transcript is spliced from 6 exons. NCBI's taxonomy places the organism in Eukaryota, Fungi, Basidiomycota, Ustilaginomycetes, Ustilaginales, Ustilaginaceae. Gene Ontology annotation, biological process: G protein-coupled receptor signaling pathway. Bases 1 to 1071 code for a protein of 356 amino acids. The record is from RefSeq and is a predicted model, not a curated record.